This is a messenger RNA of Abrus precatorius (Indian licorice), 1668 nucleotides long. RefSeq names its product heat stress transcription factor A-3-like. Gene Ontology annotation, cellular component: nucleus. The transcript has 2 exons. Gene Ontology annotation, biological process: regulation of transcription by RNA polymerase II. The coding region runs from base 32 to 1450 and encodes 472 amino acids. Gene Ontology annotation, molecular function: DNA-binding transcription factor activity; RNA polymerase II cis-regulatory region sequence-specific DNA binding. Lineage: Eukaryota; Viridiplantae; Streptophyta; Magnoliopsida; Fabales; Fabaceae. The record is from RefSeq and is a predicted model, not a curated record.
CCCUCCAAAAUCCAAACCUUUGUUUCUCACAAUGAACCCAAACGAUGAUAACUCUCCCAAACUCUCAUCACCCUUCAAUGAUUCCGCUCCCACGGAGCUUGAAGGGUCGUCAAUGGCGCCGCAGCCACUGGAGAUUUUGCAAAUGAGCCCUGUUCCGCCGUUUCUGACCAAGACUUUCGACUUGGUGGAUGACCCGUUUCUCGAUCCGAUUAUCUCGUGGGGCUCCAAUGGUGGGAGCUUCGUGGUGUGGGACCCUCUUGAGUUUUCGAGACUCGUUUUGCCUCGCCAUUUCAAGCACAACAAUUUCUCCAGCUUCGUUCGCCAGCUUAAUACUUAUGGAUUCCGCAAGAUUGACGCCGACAAGUGGGAGUUUUUUAAUGAAGCUUUUCAGAGAGGGAAGAAGCACUUACUGAAGAACAUCCAACGGCGCAGGUCAACUCAAUCCCAGCAGGUUGGAAGCUACAUUGGAUUUUCUACUGAUGCUGGGAAGUCUGGAGUUGAGGUUGAGAUAGAAAAGCUUAGGAAGGAGAGAAGUAUGUUAAUGCAAGAGGUGGUUGAUUUGCAGCAACAACAGCGAAAAACGGUUCACCAUGCAGGAGAAGUGAAUCAAAGGCUCCAAUCUGCAGAACAAAGGCAGAAACAAAUGGUUUCUUUCUUGGCUAAGUUGUUCCAAAACCCAGCCUUUUUAGCGCGCCUUAAGCAUAAGAAGGAUCCGAGAGAAAUAGAUUCUCCAAGAGUGAUAAGAAAGUUUGUCAAGCAGCAACAACAUGAAACAGGAACAGCUGAAACUUCCAAUGAUGGGCAGAUAGUGAGGUACCAACCUGAUUGGAGAAAUAUAGCCAUGUCUUCUGAAACUCAAGAACCAAGUCCAGUUUCCAUUGAGCAGUCCCCUAACUACCUUUCACAGGGUUUGGCAGGAGAAAUGAGUGUAGGGGCAGAAGAUUUUACUGCUGAGAUUGAGAACAUUGUAUCAGAUGAUUUUGCUGCAGUGCACGGGAUCAUGUCGUCUCCAGAAAUCAUUGGAGAAGUAUCAUCUAGCCUUGGACCUGAAGACACCCUUUUCAGAGGGAAAAGUGUUGUGAGCCCAAAUCUUGAAAUUCCUUCAGAAUAUUUUGCUUCCUUCCCUGAGGUUUUGACUAAGGAAAAAGGCUUUCUUGAGUUUUCUGCCCUUGGAACUGAAGGCAUUGUCAAUCAAGAAGAUAUAUGGAACCCUGGCUUCAAUGUUAGUGGUGCUGCUUCAUGCUCUGGGAAUGAGAUGUGGUGCAAUCCUAUCAAUUAUGAAGCUCCAGAAUUUGGAGUCACAAGUGAUAUGUGUGAGUCAGACAUGUGGGAUAUUGGCUCAGGAAGUUGGGGUAUUGAUGCAUGGCCAGCUGAUGAACCUUCUCUUGGUGAAACAGAUGGUCAAGCUGGUCAACCAAAAGAUGAUAGGCCUAAGAAUGUUGAUCCAUAGGGGCUUCAUCUGCUCCUCCACUUGUUGCCCUUGGGUACUUGCUAUGUUUGUGGUUCCUAGGGGUUAUAUUAUGCAUAAUUUAAUUUAUAAACAGUAUUCAUUCACCUGCUUUCAUUGUUUGUUCACUUCACUUCCCAAUUUUUUUAUUCUUUUGGAUUAAUUCAAUGAUUGUCCAUAUUUUUCUUUGUAAAUUGUAAUCGUGUAAUUAUUGGCAACUU